Molecule: messenger RNA, 897 nt
Organism: Naegleria lovaniensis
Lineage: Eukaryota; Heterolobosea; Eutetramitea; Acrasida; Naegleriidae
Exons: 2
Coding region: 1-897 (298 amino acids)
Source: RefSeq, a predicted model, not a curated record
AUGUCCUCAUCCUCAACUUCCAUCAAUCCCGCCUCCAAUGUACAAUCUCCUCAAACAACAACAAACAUGAACAAUUUGGAUUCGAAUAAUAGUAACAACAAUACCAGUAUGUUAGGAAUGCUUUCUUCCUCAUCAGACCAAACCAUGGGAGGAUCAACUUCAUUCAAUAAUCCACAAAUUUUAAUGGGAAAUUCAGGGAAUGGACCUCCACUUGGUCAUCAAAUUCUCCAACUCCUCAAUGCUGAUCCGAAUAUUCUGAAUAAUCCCUUUGUGAGAAAGCUAAUGAGUUCUGGAGGCGGAAUGAAUGCAAUGAUACAACCAACAAGCAACAACAUGAUGAAUCCUCAACAAGGCAACAUGGCGAGUGGAGGCGGUACAUUAUCACAGCAACCACAAAAUAAUAUGACAAUGGCAAAUGGUGAUGGAAUGAACAAUAAUUCACAACAAUCAGGAGGAAAUAUGCAAGAAGACGUUCUUUCAAGUCACUUGUCACAAAUGUUUAAUCCUUCGUCAACAGGUACAAAUCUACAAAUGAUGAUGGGAGGAAUGAUGUCGAAUAGAAAUACAUUACCUGGCACACCAGGUUCACAAAUGUCUCUUACAACAACUCCUGGAACACCUGGAAGUAGUAAUAUGCCAACAAGCGCUUCAGGAUGGACUCAAAAAGAGGUGGACUACUUGAGAAUGCUUAUUGCAAACAAUCAGGACUCUGUGGAAGGUCUUCGUCAAAUUUUUCCAAAGAGAUCGCCACAAGACAUCCAAAACAAGAUUCAACAACUCAUAGCAAGACUGGCCAGCGAAAGUGAACUCCGGGCUUCAGGGACACGAUUUAUGUCCCUCGAAAAAAAAAAAGUUUCUGUAGAGAACCGCUUACGCUGCAAGAAAAUCUUGAAUUGA